Messenger RNA from Castor canadensis (American beaver), 1806 nucleotides. The record is from RefSeq and is a predicted model, not a curated record. Lineage: Eukaryota; Metazoa; Chordata; Mammalia; Rodentia; Castoridae.
AUGACGUCUCCCCUGUGCAGGGCGGCCUCUGCCAACGCUCUGCUUUCUCAGGACCAGGUUUCAACGCCCUCCAACAAAGCUAAGGGCAGCAAGACUCAGGGCAAGCAGAGCUAUUCCCGAAGCAAGGACUCAGCGCGGGCACAGGCCUGGCCCCCAUUCCGGUCCAAGGGGGGAUCUCUCCAGUCCCAUAAUGUCAAGUCUUCUGUGCAGGCACAGGUGACUGAGUUACAAAGAAAGAUCCAACUGUUAGAGGGUGACCGGAAGGCCUUUUAUGAGAGUUCCCAGUGGAACAUCAAGAAGAACCAGGACACCAUAAACCAGCUCCGGGAGGAGACAAAGGCUCUCCACUUGCAACUGACAGACCUGCUCCAGGGAGAUGAGAAAGUGAUCCAGAUGAUCAUUCAAGAAUGGAAGUCAGAGAAGCCGUACCUGAAGAACAGGACAGGCCAGCAAGCCCUGGAGCACCUGGACCACCAGCUGUGCGAGAAGGUAAAUCAGCUGAACGCUGUGCGACACCAGGUGAUUUUGAGGCAGAAGCGGCUGGAUGAGCUCCAGCUGCAGCACAGCCUGCGCCAACUGGAGAUGGCCGAGGCGCAGGAUAGCAACACGGAGGUGGCCAAGACCAUGCGGAACCUGGAGAAUCGCCUGGAAAAGGCCCGGAUGAAGGCAGAAGAGGCAGAGCACAUUACCAGCGUGUACCUGCAGCUCAAGGCCUAUCUCCAGGAGGAGAGCCUCAACUCAGAGAACCGGCUGGACACCAUGGAGGCUGAGGUGGUGAAGGCCAAACACGAGGUGGAAGAAUUGCACUUGGUGAACCAAGAGGCCCUCAACGCCCGCGAUAUCGCCAAGACCCAGCUGCAGUAUCUGGAGGAGACCGUGAUACGAGAGCGCAAGAAGCGGGAGCGACACAUUACUGAAUGCAAGAAGCGCGCAGAGGAGAAGAAACUGCAGAACGAGCGCAUGGAGCGCAAGCAGACACAGCGCGAGCACCUGCUCCUGCAGUCGGAGGAUACGAUCCAAGACCACCAGCGUAACCUGGAGGAUGAACUGCGGCAGCGCUGGAGCAUGUACCAGAUGGAGGUGAUCUUUGGCAAGGUCAAGGACGCCACCGGCGUUGCAGAAACGCAUUCGGUGGUGCGGCGGUUCCUGGCCCAGGGCGACACCUUCACGCAGUUGGAGACGCUCAAGAAAGACAACGAGCAGGCGCUGGUGAAGCUGAAGCAAGAGAAGCAACGGUUGCAGCGAGAGCUCGAAGAGCUCAAGUACUCUGGGGACUCCAAACUGGUGAGCCAGCAGAAGCAGCUUGCGGAAAUGCAGGAGCGCCUCAAGACGGAGGAGGAGCGGCGCGCCAUUGCACAAGAACAGCUGGAGCGUACCCUGCGAACCAUGCAAAUUGCCAAGGAGAGCCUCCAGCAUCUGGCCAACAAGCUGAAUCAUGUCACAUUGGAGGACAGCCGUUACUCCGAAGAGGAGUUAGAUCCCGAAGCAAGUGACUACUUGCUGAGCUUGCUGGGCAUCGUGGAGGAAAAGCUGCUGAAACUACAGGGACAGCUGGAGAUCCACGACGUGCCUGACAUGCUGCGCCACAUCGCUGAUCGAGAGUUCCUUGCAAGCUUAGAAGGAAAACUACCCCAGUAUAACACCCGCAUCCCCCUGCCACUGGCUAGUUCCAAGGACAAGUUCUUCGACGAAGAGGAGAGUGAAGACGAUGACAACGAUGUGGCGACCCGCGCUGCGUUCAAGAUAAGUUCUCAGAAAUUAAUCGAAACCCGAAGCAAGAAGCGCAGUCGUUCGCGGAAGUCCUAG